UGAACUAACUGUUGCUGACAAUGUCAAUAUAUAUCCUCAGUUUUGAGUGAAAAAAUUGUGUCCGAUGAUAUCAUCAAUUGCUACUUGUUGAGAGAAGUAAUAGAAAAGAAAGAAUAGUUACUAAGUAACUUAAGAUGUUUCUGAAAGCAUAUGGGAAAGAACAAUCUAAUGUAGUAUGAUACUGGUUUUUAUUUGUAGAAAUGAGAGAAUACAUAGUUGAGAUCCACUUAACAAUAUGCAUCAGUUUGCAUUGAAGGGCUUAUGUUUUUGUUUCGUGAUUAGGAAUAAACACUAAAUAUCUUGACAAGCUGCAAGAUACUCUAUUUUUCUGUAUAAUUAUGUUUUUUCUAAAAUGAGGUUUAUGGAGUGCAAGUUGAAUGAUUUAGAGGAGGAAUGUUUGCUAAAUCUGAAAGAAAAUUAGAUAUGUUGAUGUUGAAGUCCUAUUGGAGAAAGUAUCUAUUGCAAUUUGAAAAUGCUCAUCUAGGCUUCCAUUGGCACAUUUAUAACUUGUAAGAUGAAACUUGCAGUCAUGAUAUAAAGCCAAAAGAUGGAAAGUAAAGUUGCCUUUUUGUUUUCUAUGUUGAAAAUUGAAUUGGAUCUUUUUUGCUAGUUUGGAUGAAAAUUUGUGUUAAACUUAAGAGAAAGUUGUAGAAAAGAAAAUUUUUGUAGCUUGACUGUUUAUUUCAGUAUGACUUUUGACAAUGUAAGUGCAGGUAAUUUGGACACUAAGGGGUCAUUUGGUAGGAUGUAAAAUAAUAUAUGUAUUAGCCUUGGUAUUAUUUAAUACCUUGUUUGGUACAUAGCAAGCUUUGGUACUAGCAUUACCAGGGUUAUUGAUACAUGGAUAAGCAUGGUUAAAAACAGAACUACCCUUAAUACACCAAACCAAACUAUUCUUCCGAUAAUUUUUAGAAUCUAAUGUAGGGGAUGACGAAACAAGGAUAUGCUUAAUGUACUUGAUUAUUUACUGAAGUGCUGCUUUAUAUAAAAAUCAAUGAUAGUACAUAUCAGCAGUUUGCUUAAACUGUUCCAAGGAAGCUGCUUGCUGCAUAUGCAUCAAGGCUUUUGAUUUAAUGAAGUUUGCUAUUCAACCUUCUUUAUAUCAUGCCAAAAGCUUCCUCUUUCAUUAUCUCUAUUCUCCAGAGCCAUUGCCAAUAUGAUCUCUUUCUUAUUUUCCAAAGAUACAGGAGUCUUCUAUUCUCAUCAUCUGCUCUGCUAACUAAUUAAAGUGGUUUGAUUGUGCUUCUAAAUCAUGCUGAUAUGAUUCUCUUAGACAGUGCAGUAGGUGGCUCUAGAGAACCAAAAAUUAGAUAAUGAGAUGCAAUAAAGGAAAGAUGGAAUGCAUGUUGCACCUUGGAUGUGAACAGGAUAUCUAUUGACUAAACUCAGGAAUCAGAUGGCAAGGAAUACUUGAGAUGGACGGAUCAAAUUAUUUGGGAAAGAUAGCACACAAGCUCUGCUGGUAUCAUCAGAGAUGGUGUCAAGCAAAUUUUUGCAGUUUAUGGAGAACCAAGGCCUCCUAAUUAACAUAAACUCCAAUAACCAAAUAGAGGUCUGGGAUGUAGAACAAAGGUAUUUGUGUAAUGUUCAUGACUUCGACCGGGAUAUCACAUCUUUUACACUCAUACAGCAAACUCCCUACCUGUAUCUUGGAGACUCGUCAGGACAUGUUUCAGUUAUGAAGGUUGUUAAAGAACCCUAUAAUAUAGAGAAAAUGAAAUACUGUAUCCCUCUUUCGGCAUCUCAUGGCCUAUCAAAUGAAGUUUCCGGGGAUGCUGCUGUAGCCCAUAUACUGCCUCAACCUGCUGCAGAAACUAAGAGGGUGGCUAUUGUUUACAAAGAUGGUGUCAUAACACUUUGGUCAAUCCGUGAAAGUAAAGCAAUCUUUAUAACAGGGGGGAGUCCUCUGCAAUCUAUGGGUCACGAGACAAAAAAAGCAACCACAGCAUGUUGGUGCUGCCCUUAUGGAAGUAAACUAGUUGUUGGAUACAACAACGGAGAGAUAUUCAUCUGGAGUAUUCCAGCUACUUCAAAUUCAAGCAUAGAUCAAGAACAUGAGGAAUUGCCUAGUGGAACUCAAAGUGCCCCAAUUUGUAAACUGAAUCUUGGAUAUAAGUUAGACAAAAUCCCUAUAGCAAAAUUAAUAUGGGCCUAUGCAGAAGGUAAAGCAAGUCGAUUAUAUGCUAUGGGCUCCCCCGAUUGUCAAGCAGCAAACUUACUACAGGUAGUUUUGCUAAAUGAGCACACUGAAUCUCGCACAAUUAAGUUGGGACUUCACCCUCCUGAGUCUUGUUUGGACAUGGAGAUUAUCUCAAGCUUCCCCACAUUGAAAAAGAACAUUAACAAUUCAUUACUUUUGGUAUCAAAGUCUGGCCAAAUUUACACAUAUGAUGAUUCUUUAAUUGAAAGGUACCUAAUACAGUACCAGUCUAGGUCACCGCCAUCACUUCCAAGGGAAGUGACGGUGAAGCUCCCACUUGUUGAUUCAAGCAUCACCAUUGCAAAAUUCGUAGUAAACAAUCCUUACAUGUUGUUUUCCAUGGAUCAGGACUAUAGUAGCCUGAUAAAAGAUAGCAUGCCUCUUUUUCCAUUUGAGAGAGGACAGAAAGAUGGAACUGGAUCAAAUUCAACUCAAUUUUCUAAGGCCAAAAAUGUAUUCUUAAGUGGUCACAGUAACGGAGCCAUAAACUUAUGGGAUGUCUCGUGCCCAAAUCCACUUCCUAUUGUGUCAAUAACUCAGCAGAGUGAGGACAGCCUUUCCUUAAGUGGUGUACCCUUAACGGCAUUAUGUCUUACAUCUGACUUACAUAUCCUCAUUUCUGGUGAUCAAAGUGGAACGGUACGUAUCUACAAGUUCAAAACUGAGUUUUUUGCCCCAGAUACUAGUUUUCUAUCCUUUCAAGUAGGUUCAAAGAAAGGAAGCAACCCAAUCCAGAGCAUUAAGCUUGUCAAAGUUAAUGGAGCUGUACUUUCUAUAAGUACCAGUGAGGAUUCCAAGUAUUUUGCUGUUGGUUCUGACCAAGGAUAUGUGGUAUUAAUUGAUUCUGACAGCAAGACUAUACUGUAUCAAACACAUAUUGCCAGUGAACUCUGUGCAGGUGUCAUGUCUAUUCAGUUCAACACGUGUAGCUUGCAUGGAUUCGACAAGAAUAUCUUAGUGGUAGCGACUAAGGAUUCAUCAGUCUUGGCCCUUGAGACAGAAACAGGAAAUAUAUUAAGCCCUUCCAGUGUUCAUCCAAAGAAACCUUCCAGAGCUUUAUUUAUGCAGAUUUUGGAUGGACUAGAAAUGUCUGGUCGAGGAUUAAGCAUUUCAGAUGGUAUAGACAUUAUUAAGGGGAAUUCGGAUAAUGUUGCAUCAAAGCAACCAUUAGUAUUGAUCUGUUCUGAAAAGGCUGUGUAUGUCUAUUCCUUAUUGCAUAUUAUUCAGGGUAUUAAGAAAGUAUACUUCAAAAAGAAGUUCCAUUCCACGCUAUGUUGCUGGGCAUCAACAUUUGACAUGCCUGAGGCGGGCCUUAUGCUUCUCUUCUCGAAUGGAAAGAUUGAGAUUAGGUCUCUUCCAGAGUUGUCCCUUCUAAAGGAAACUUCAGUUAGAGGCCUCGUACUUUCUCCACCGAAGGCAAACGCCAUAGCUGACCAUUCAGUAUGCGCUUCAAAAACUGGUGAACUCAUAGUGGUUGACAGGGAUCAAGAAAUGUUCUUCGUCUCAGUUUCCUUGCAAAAUGACACCUUCAGGUUCCUGGACUCUGCUUCUCAUGUUUACGAUAGAGAUUUAGUGGUUGAACCAGGGAAGAUCUAUGCACCCAUCAUCCAAAAAGAAAAGAAAAAGGGAAUUUUUGGAUCUGUUUUCAAAGAUGCCAAGGGAAAUAAGGCAAACAAUGUGCCUGACAGCGGAGUUGAAAAUGCAAGAGCAAGUAUUGAAGAGAUGUCUGCAAUGUUUUCAGCCGACAACUUUCCAUCACUCACCCACAGUGAAGAGAAGUUAGGCAGGAACGAAAAGGAUGCUGACUUGGAUAUAGAUGACAUUGAAAUUGAAGAUCCAGUAGAGAAACAGAAGGGAAAUCCAAUGGUUGCAGCACUGAACAAGCAGAACCUUACAAAUACAUUUCAGGCUCUGAAAGGAAAGUUUAUGCCCGUGAAGGUCAAAAACGAUAAAGCCCCGAUAAAUGAUGUACCACAAGAUGACAAAGCAGAUACUAUUGGUCAAAUUAAGAAAAGAUAUGGGUAUACUGCUUCAGCUGAACCCAGUGCUACAGAGGCAGCAAAGUCAAAGCUCAGUGAAAAUCUGAAGAAGUUGCAGGGCAUCAACAUUAGAAGUGCUGAGAUGCAGGACCAAGCCAAGUCAUUUUCUUCCAUGGCUAAAGAGGUGUUGCGAUUUUCUGGAAAUGACAAAGCAAAUUCGUGAUUGCUUCACUCCACACAAAGAUGUUUUGCUGGAAAUGUAUAGUAAAUUACAAUUCUGAGUAUUUUUCUUGAUGUUACCUAUUUGUUCAUUUCUAUGAGACUUGGAGUUGGAGAUUUUCUUUUCUUCUUUUAUUUAUUAUAUGUAAAUGGCACACAACAUUUGAUAUGAUUCUCACAGAGACGUUAGUUUUUAGGGGUUUGACAGUGUUUCCCAGUAUGAAGUUAUGUUGAUGCGUCUUUUAUGUAAAUUGAAGGUUAUUAAUGUAUUUGUAUUUGCAGCUCAGUA
Molecule: messenger RNA, 4687 nt
Organism: Solanum pennellii
Lineage: Eukaryota; Viridiplantae; Streptophyta; Magnoliopsida; Solanales; Solanaceae
Exons: 23
Coding region: 1475-4402 (975 amino acids)
Biological process (GO): regulation of exocytosis
Cellular component (GO): plasma membrane; cytoplasm
Molecular function (GO): GTPase activator activity; syntaxin binding; myosin II binding
Source: RefSeq, a predicted model, not a curated record